GGGAGUUUCACUGGUUUAAAAAUACACAGAGGAAGCGAGUAAGAGAAAGGGGAAGGGGAGGUGGGAGAGGCACCUCAACUUUGAUGUCCAGAGCCUUGAGUGGCCACUCGCAAGCUGGCCAAGGGCUUCACACAACUUGCCAAGAUGACAGAGGGGACCAAGAAGACCAGCAAAAAGUUCAAGUUCUUCAAGUUCAAGGGCUUUGGGAGUCUCUCCAACCUCCCUCGAUCCUUCACUCUGAGACGAUCCUCAGCUUCCAUCAGUAGGCAGUCCCAUUUGGAGCCUGACACCUUUGAAGCCACGCAGGAUGACAUGGUGACGGUGCCCAAGAGUCCCCCAGCCUAUGCCCGCUCCAGUGACAUGUACAGCCACAUGGGCACCAUGCCUCGCCCCAGCAUCAAGAAAGCACAGAACUCACAGGCUGCCCGGCAGGCCCAGGAGGCGGGUCCCAAGCCCAACUUGGUACCCGGAGGUGUACCCGACCCCCCAGGCUUGGAGGCAGCCAAAGAGGUGAUGGUGAAGGCCACUGGCCCUCUAGAGGACACCCCAGCAAUGGAACCCAACCCUUCAGCAGUGGAGGUAGACCCCAUCAGAAAGCCUGAGGUCCCCACAGGAGACGUAGAAGAGGAGAGACCUCCCAGGGACGUGCACUCAGAAAGGGCUGCUGGAGAGCCAGAGGCUGGAGGCGACUAUGUGAAGUUCUCCAAGGAGAAGUACAUCCUGGACUCAUCGCCAGAGAAACUCCACAAGGAAUUGGAGGAGGAGCUCAAACUCAGCAGCACGGAUCUCCGCAGCCAUGCCUGGUACCACGGCCGCAUCCCCCGAGAGGUCUCGGAGACCUUGGUACAACGCAAUGGCGACUUCCUCAUCCGGGACUCACUCACCAGCCUGGGCGACUAUGUGCUCACGUGCCGCUGGCGCAACCAGGCCUUGCACUUCAAGAUCAACAAGGUGGUGGUGAAGGCAGGCGAGAGCUACACACACAUCCAGUACCUGUUUGAGCAGGAGAGCUUCGACCACGUGCCCGCCCUCGUGCGCUAUCAUGUGGGCAGCCGCAAGGCUGUGUCAGAGCAGAGUGGUGCCAUCAUCUACUGCCCGGUGAACCGCACCUUCCCACUGCGCUACCUCGAGGCCAGCUAUGGCCUGGGACAGGGGAGUAGCAAGCCUGCCAGCCCUGUCAGCCCCUCAGGCCCCAAGGGAAGCCACAUGAAGCGGCGCAGCGUCACCAUGACCGAUGGGCUCACUGCCGACAAGGUCACCCGCAGCGAUGGCUGCCCCACCAGUACGUCGCUGCCCCGCCCUCGGGACUCCAUCCGCAGCUGUGCCCUCAGCAUGGACCAGAUCCCAGACCUGCACUCGCCCAUGUCGCCCAUCUCCGAGAGCCCUAGCUCCCCCGCCUACAGCACUGUAACCCGCGUCCAUGCCGCCCCUGCAGCCCCUUCUGCCACAGCAUUGCCUGCCUCCCCUGUCGCCCGCCGUUCCAGUGAGCCCCAGCUGUGUCCCGGAAGUGCCCCAAAGACCCAUGGGGAGUCAGACAAGGGCCCCCACACCAGCCCCUCCCACACCCUUGGCAAGGCCUCCCCGUCACCAUCACUCAGCAGCUACAGUGACCCGGACUCUGGCCACUACUGCCAGCUCCAGCCUCCUGUGCGUGGCAGCCGAGAGUGGGCAGCGACUGAGACCUCCAGCCAGCAGGCCAGGAGCUAUGGGGAGAAGCUAAAGGAACUGUCAGAAAAUGGGGCCCCUGAAGGGGACUGGGGCAAGACCUUCACAGUCCCCAUCGUGGAAGUCACUUCUUCCUUCAACCCGGCCACCUUCCAGUCACUACUGAUCCCCAGGGAUAACCGGCCACUGGAGGUGGGCCUUCUGCGCAAGGUCAAGGAGCUGCUGGCAGAAGUGGAUGCCCGGACGCUGGCCCGGCAUGUCACCAAGGUGGACUGCCUGGUUGCUAGGAUACUGGGCGUUACCAAGGAGAUGCAGACCCUAAUGGGAGUCCGCUGGGGCAUGGAACUGCUCACCCUCCCCCAUGGCCGGCAGCUACGCCUAGACCUGCUGGAAAGGUUCCACACCAUGUCCAUCAUGCUGGCCGUGGACAUCCUGGGCUGCACCGGCUCUGCGGAGGAGCGGGCAGCGCUGCUGCACAAGACCAUUCAGCUGGCGGCCGAGCUGCGGGGGACUAUGGGCAACAUGUUUAGCUUCGCGGCGGUCAUGGGUGCCCUGGACAUGGCCCAGCAGGGCAGCAGGGUGGCCCCUGCAGGCCCUCUGCCUGGCUGGUCUCUCACAGUUUGGCCUCCCCAGAUUUCUCGGCUGGAGCAGACAUGGGUGACCCUGCGGCAGCGACACACAGAGGGUGCCAUCCUGUACGAGAAGAAGCUCAAGCCUUUUCUCAAGAGCCUCAACGAGGGCAAAGAAGGCCCGCCGCUGAGCAACACCACGUUUCCUCAUGUGCUGCCCCUCAUCACCCUGCUGGAGUGUGACUCGGCCCCACCAGAGGGCCCUGAGCCCUGGGGCAGCACGGAGCACGGCGUGGAGGUGGUGCUGGCUCACCUGGAGGCCGCCCGCACAGUGGCACACCACGGAGGCCUGUACCACACCAAUGCUGAAGUCAAGCUGCAGGGGUUCCAGGCCCGGCCGGAGCUCCUGGAGGUGUUCAGCACGGAGUUCCAGAUGCGCCUCCUCUGGGGCAGUCAGGGUGCCAGCAGCAGCCAGGCCCGGCGCUAUGAGAAGUUCGACAAGGUCCUCACUGCCCUGUCCCACAAGCUGGAACCUGCUGUCCGCUCCAGCGAGCUGUGACCCCAGGGACAUUUCCCCUCUGCAGCUGCGGACAGCGUCAGGGGCAGAGGGGCACAGACCUUUCCCCAGAGCACCCCAAGGACACUGUGAUCAACCCGAGAAUGUUCUGGGUUCAACUCAAGCAUCUCCCUUGCACCUCCAGGGUCCUGCGUGGACUCUGGGUUCCAUCCCACCUGCUACAUGCUCACCAGGUCUCCGCUGAGGAAGAACAGGAACGCCGGUUCCCCCACCAGCUUUUGCUGCUCCUCUUCCUGCUGGGGUUCCCUGUUUUCGAGCCAUGGGAGGCAGGCUGCUCACGCCUCCUCACUCUCCGUCUGUCCCUCACCAACACCAAGGCCUCCAUCUCACUGUAAAUAAGUCUCUGUUCUGUAAAUAGAUGUACAGAAGCCAUGUUAUUUCUUUCAUAUAAUAAACUUUUAUGACUCUUUA
Pan troglodytes (chimpanzee) is the source of this 3222-nucleotide messenger RNA. RefSeq names its product SH2 domain containing 3C (gene SH2D3C). Bases 145 to 2793 code for a protein of 882 amino acids. Gene Ontology annotation, molecular function: phosphotyrosine residue binding; guanyl-nucleotide exchange factor activity. The transcript is spliced from 12 exons. Gene Ontology annotation, biological process: positive regulation of peptidyl-serine phosphorylation; small GTPase-mediated signal transduction. NCBI's taxonomy places the organism in Eukaryota, Metazoa, Chordata, Mammalia, Primates, Hominidae. The record is from RefSeq and is a predicted model, not a curated record.